UGCGUCAGGCCAGAGUCCUCACAAAGCGUUGGGUGAGACUCCUCUUUCUCAUCAUGUCUGGCCGCGGCAAAGGCGGGAAGGGUCUUGGUAAAGGCGGCGCUAAGCGCCACCGUAAAGUACUGCGCGACAAUAUCCAGGGCAUCACCAAGCCGGCCAUCCGGCGCCUUGCUCGCCGCGGCGGCGUGAAGCGCAUCUCCGGCCUCAUCUACGAGGAGACUCGCGGGGUGCUUAAGGUGUUCCUGGAGAACGUGAUCCGGGACGCCGUGACCUAUACAGAGCACGCUAAGCGCAAGACGGUCACCGCCAUGGAUGUGGUCUACGCGCUCAAGCGCCAGGGCCGCACCCUCUACGGUUUCGGUGGUUGAGCGUCCUUUUCUACCAAUAAAAGGCCCUUUUCAGGGCCACCCUA
Messenger RNA from Gorilla gorilla gorilla (western lowland gorilla), 409 nucleotides. Its product is annotated as histone H4. The coding region runs from base 54 to 365 and encodes 103 amino acids. Gene Ontology annotation, molecular function: structural constituent of chromatin; DNA binding; protein heterodimerization activity. The transcript has a single exon. NCBI's taxonomy places the organism in Eukaryota, Metazoa, Chordata, Mammalia, Primates, Hominidae. The record is from RefSeq and is a predicted model, not a curated record. Gene Ontology annotation, cellular component: nucleosome.